AUGGCAGCAUUAUUACCAUUUCACGAGGGUAUCUUGGAGAAGAUCCAUGAUCCUGCUACCAGUGAUUUGCUCUUGCUCGCUCGGGGCCUUGGCUUGCGGAGGACUGUAUGCAAGCUACUACAAUUAUACGACUCUCCAAAGAGCCUCGUGAUCUUGGUUAAUGCCUCCCAAGAAGAAGAGUCUGCCAUUGGAGAGGAACUCGGCAUACUAGGUUGCAGAAAGCCUGGACUUCGCAUCGUCGGCUUCGAGAUAGGAAGAAGGGACAGACAGGACCUGUACAAGCAAGGCGGUCUACUUUCUAUAACAUCACAAAUCUUUACCGUUGACAUGUUGUCGGGCGACGUGGACACCGAAAAGAUCACAGGGAUAAUCAUGUUGCAUGCCGAGAAGGUGACACCAACCUCGCCUGAAGCCUUCAUCGUCCGGCUAUUCCGCGAAAAGAAUUUGACAGGAUUUCUGAAGGCGUUCUCCGACCAACCCGAGUACAUAACCAGUGGCAUGUCGCCACUACGAACGAUCCUGAAGGAGCUGCAAAUACGCACAGUCCACAUAUACCCGAGAUUCCACGCCGACGUCAAGGAAUCCUUGGAUCUUAAAAGACCCGACCUCGUCGAAUUGCAUCAGGCAAUGUCUGAAUCGAUGUCCGAGAUCCAUCAUGCCAUUGUGCAGUGCAUGUCGACAACAUUGUCCGAGCUGAAACGCGCGAACGCCUCUUUGGACCUCGACGACCUCAACAUCGAUAACGCUUACUUCAGGUCGUUUGACAUGAUCGUCCGACGAAUCUUAGACCCUGUCUGGCACAAAGUGGGGCCUAGGACGAAGCAACUCGUCAGCGACUUGGCUACAUUACGACGUCUGCUAAAUUAUUUACUCACCUAUGACGCUCUGUCCUUCCACGCAUACCUAGAGACGCUAGUUGCGUCCAAUACCACUGCAGAAUCCGGAGCAGCUCGCCAGCACCAGUCACCAUGGAUGCUGACCGAUGCUGCUCAUGUCAUAUUCGCCUAUGCAAAACGGAGAUGCUACACAAUGAGUGCUGCAGCGAAGAAGGUCCCAGCACCCCCGCCCGUGGAUAAUCCAUUUGAUGAUGAAGAUGCCUGGGCCGUACUCGACGACCUUGAAGGGCGAACCUCAAAUACACGCAACAACCAAGCAGGUACUGUCGCGAACGAGCCAAGACGACCGAAGUGGCUCCCGGACGGGAUGGAUCCGGUCUUGGAGGAGCUUCCCAAGUGGAGUCUCUUGGCGGACGUCCUUCAAGAAAUCGAGGAAGAGAUGAUCAGACUGCAGUCUCGUCUGACCUCACUUUCUCCUGGCACGAAUACAGUGCUGAUCAUGACUUCCUCGCUCCGCACGUCUUCCGUGCUGAGUGACUUUCUGUCGGAGAUGGACCUAGAUGCCCUGCCCGGAUCGCGCGGGCGCAAGAUGAUGGAGGACAAGCUCAGGCUGUAUCUAUGGUGGAAAGGCAAGUUAAGUGAACGAAAACAAGAGGGGCGCGGUCUCUUUGGCAUGCCGGACAGCAGGAAGGACAAGGACAGUGCCAGUACGGACGGAGAGACAGCAGCGCGCAGCAAACAGAAGGCGUGUCCGUGGAGGCGUUCCGGCUCAGACGGCACCGAGAGAGCACAACAAUACCGCUUGUCUACACAAGGCGCACUUGCACCCGAAUUUGGGGGAGACAUCACGCUUCUUGGCUUUGGUCCCGACUAUGACACGCACUAUGGCUUACUGGCUCCGGAGCAGACCGUGUUGGUGCGAGCGUAUUCAGAUGACUCCGACGACAGAAUGCUGCAAGAGAUGCAGCCGCGCUUCAUCGUCAUGUUCGAGCCGAAUCUGGAAUUCAUCCGUCGCAUAGAGGUAUACCGCAACUCGAACCCCGGUUUGGGAGUGCGAGUAUACUUCAUGAUGUACAAGCUCAGCUGCGAAGAAGGCAAGUACCUGACCGGUCUGAGACGAGAGAAGGAGGCCUUCGAGCGUCUCAUCAAGGAGCGAGGGUCCAUGCUCAUGCCUAUCAUGGAGGAGCGGCGGUCGGGAACGGCAGGCGAGUCCCUCAUAAAGACGAUCAGCAGCAGAAUCGCAGGCGGACAGAAGGAGGUUUCAGCGGAGUCUUCGCGCGUCAUCGUCGACAUGCGGGAGUUCCGCUCCUCCCUGCCUUCGCUGCUGCACGCAUCGCAUCUCCUGGUCAUCCCCGUCACGCUCACCGUCGGCGACUACAUCCUGACACCAGACAUCUGCGUCGAGCGGAAGAGCAUCCCAGAUCUGGUGUCGAGUUUCAACAGCGGUCGACUGUACACCCAAUGCGAGCUCAUGUCCGUCCACUACAAGCAGCCCAUCCUGCUCAUCGAGUUCGAGGAACACAAGUCCUUUUCCCUCGAGGCUGUCACCGACAUCAAGUCCUACGCAAAGCCGUCUGCGAAAUACCCCGCUAAGAAGAAGCCCGGGGCGAUGCCCGCCGAGUCCGCGCCCGGCGCGUUCGUGCCCAGCGCGUCCGCGAGCAUCCAGGCGAAGCUGGUGCUGCUCACGCUCACGUUCCCACGCGUGCGCAUCAUCUGGUCGUCCUCGCCGUACGCGACCGCGGAGGUCUUCCGCGACCUCAAGGCGCACGCCGCGGAGCCCGACUCCGCGCGCGCGGUCGCGGUCGGCGCGGAGGAUGACCCCGCGCAGGGUGCAGGCGUGAACGCCGCGGCGGAGGAGCUGCUCCGCGCGCUGCCGGGCGUGAGCGCGAAGAACGUGAAGCAUGUGGCGGCCAAGGUCGGCAGCGUGCGCGAGCUGUGCGCGCUGAGCCUCGCGCAGGUGCAGGAGAUCCUCGGCGUCGAGCCGGGCAAGGCCUGCUGGGAGUUCAUCCACGACGGCGAGCGCCGGCGCUGA
Postia placenta MAD-698-R-SB12 is the source of this 2868-nucleotide messenger RNA. RefSeq lists its product as hypothetical. Bases 1 to 2868 code for a protein of 955 amino acids. Lineage: Eukaryota; Fungi; Basidiomycota; Agaricomycetes; Polyporales; Adustoporiaceae. Gene Ontology annotation, biological process: nucleotide-excision repair involved in interstrand cross-link repair; double-strand break repair via homologous recombination; resolution of meiotic recombination intermediates. Gene Ontology annotation, molecular function: damaged DNA binding; single-stranded DNA binding; single-stranded DNA endonuclease activity. Gene Ontology annotation, cellular component: nucleotide-excision repair factor 1 complex. The record is from RefSeq and is a predicted model, not a curated record. The transcript is spliced from 14 exons.